Notothenia coriiceps (black rockcod) is the source of this 717-nucleotide messenger RNA. RefSeq names its product disintegrin and metalloproteinase domain-containing protein 9-like. Lineage: Eukaryota; Metazoa; Chordata; Actinopteri; Perciformes; Nototheniidae. Gene Ontology annotation, cellular component: plasma membrane. The coding region runs from base 5 to 640 and encodes 211 amino acids. The record is from RefSeq and is a predicted model, not a curated record. Gene Ontology annotation, molecular function: metalloendopeptidase activity. The transcript has 5 exons. Gene Ontology annotation, biological process: proteolysis.
UUAUAUGAAUAAGAACGAGACAGCAGUGAGGGAAGAGAUGGUUCACCUGGCCAACUUUAUAGACAGCAUCUACAUACAGCUGAAUGUUCGGGUGGUGCUGGUUGGUCUGGAGAUCUGGACUCAGCAGAACCUGAUCAGCACCGAGGGGGGAGCCGGAGAGGUGCUGAGUCGCUUCACCCAGUGGAGAGAGAAAGACCUGGUCCCUCGCCGCCGCCAUGACUCAGCACAACUCAUCUUGAAGAAGAGUUUCGGGGUAACAGCAGGGAUGGCUUUCGUCUCCACAGUCUGCUCCAGGAGUCACGGGGGCGGGAUCAACGCGUUUACCAAUAACAACAUUCCCUCGUUUGCCUCCAUCGUGGCUCAUGAACUGGGCCACAACCUCGGGAUGAACCACGACAACGGGCGCUCCUGCACCUGCCCCACCGGCGCCUGCAUCAUGAACUCUGGAGCCACAGGAUCCAGAAACUUCAGCAGCUGUAGUGCUGAUGACUUUGAGAAGAUGAUCUUGUCGACGGGGGGAACGUGUCUCUUGAACGUCCCUCGUCCUGACGAGGCCUACAGCGCCCCCUUCUGUGGUAACAGGCUGGUGGACAUGGGGGAGGAGUGUGACUGUGGCUCAGAGAAGGUGUGUGGCUCAUAGUCCGAAAAAAAACUCUGCAGUGUAUACGUGAAUAUUCUCUGUGAUUUACAAGUUAUUCAUUUGUGAUCAGGGUUGGG